GCUCAUGUAUCCUAUAAAUAUGGACUCUUUUCACCUCUUGCCAAUGCACACAACUUACAACUCUACACACUCAAAAUCCUUCACUCUUAACAUAUGGCAUCAAAUGCACUCUUGAAGCUCUCCUUGCUAAUCCUCCUAGCCAUAAUAUUCUUGGCUUCCUCGGAGCCCAUGCUCGACCGCAAAAUGAAAGAAACCAAACUCGUCUUCUACAUGGACGACUGGGGGACUGGCGCGGAUGCCACCGCUUUCAUGGUUGGGGGCAUCCCUAAGAAGCAGUGGGGGGUCCUCCAGUUCGGGACCGUCUAUGCCACGGAUGACAAGCUGACCGAAUCCUACGACCGGAACUCGACCGAGGUGGGACGAGCGCAGGGGCUGUAUGUGAACUCGGCACUCGACGGCUCAGAUUUGCACCUGGUCAUGUCGCUCGUGUUCACCAGCGGGGAGUUCAAUGGCAGUACCCUCGAGAUACAGGGUGCCGAUAGGUUCUAUCUGAAGUACCGGGAGGUGUCCGUGGUGUCUGGGACCGGAAAGUUCCGGCUUGCCAGGGGAUAUAUCGUUCUGGAAACCGUUUUCAUCGACAUAAAGAACUCAAAUGCCAUUAUCCGUUGCAACGUCACAGUUUACCACCACUAAGUCACAUGUUGAGUACUAUUUAGCUCAAAAAUAAAAGUGGGAUAAUGGGUUUCUUUCGGUUUUUCAUAGGCAGAUAUGUAAUAAGGCGAACAUUGCCUUUCUUUUUUUCCCUUUUCUUUAUUCCGCGUGUACCCUAAUAUUAAGAAGGUCAUUGAAUUCCAAAUUAUCCAGUUCGAA
Messenger RNA from Punica granatum (pomegranate), 810 nucleotides. The record is from RefSeq and is a predicted model, not a curated record. Lineage: Eukaryota; Viridiplantae; Streptophyta; Magnoliopsida; Myrtales; Lythraceae.